Dictyostelium discoideum AX4 is the source of this 2613-nucleotide messenger RNA. It is a transcript of the gene rnrA, whose product is annotated as ribonucleotide reductase large subunit. Gene Ontology annotation, cellular component: cytoplasm; ribonucleoside-diphosphate reductase complex. The record is from RefSeq and is a predicted model, not a curated record. Gene Ontology annotation, biological process: deoxyribonucleotide biosynthetic process. Gene Ontology annotation, molecular function: ATP binding; ribonucleoside-diphosphate reductase activity, thioredoxin disulfide as acceptor. NCBI's taxonomy places the organism in Eukaryota, Evosea, Eumycetozoa, Dictyosteliales, Dictyosteliaceae. The transcript has 2 exons. Bases 1 to 2613 code for a protein of 870 amino acids.
AUGAUAAGUAAUAGUAUUAAUGUAACUCCAAAUAAAGAGUCAAAGAUGUAUGUUGUAAAAAGAGAUGGUACAAAAGAAAAUGUAUCAUUUGAUAAAAUUACAUCAAGAAUUUCAUUUUUAUGUGAAAUGGAACCAAAAUUAAAUUCAGAUAUAGUUGAUCCAAUUGAAGUAGCACAAAAAGUAGUUAGUGGAGUAUUUCCAGGUGUAAAGACUACAGAAUUGGAUAAUUUGGCAGCCGAGACAGCAGCAUAUAUGUCAACACGUCAUCCAGAUUAUGGUAUUUUGGCAGCACGUAUUAGUGUAUCGAAUCUUCAUAAACAAACUUCAAAGAGUUUUGUAGAGACAGUUAAGAAACAAUAUGAAUUCAUUAAUCCAAAGAGCAAUUUAUUGGCACCAUUGGUCAGCAAGGAGCUCUAUGAAAUCGUAAUGAAACAUGGUGAGAGAUUGGAGAGUGUCAUUGAUUAUUAUCGUGAUUUCGAUUACGAUUUCUUUGGAUUCAAAACAUUGGAACGUUCCUAUCUUCAUCGUAUCAAUGGUAAAAUUGUCGAGCGUCCACAACACAUGUUGAUGCGUGUCUCCAUUGGUAUCCAUGGCGAAGACCUCGAAUCUGCCAUCAACACCUACAAACGUUUGUCUGAGAAAUUGUUCACUCAUGCCACACCAACUCUAUUCAACGCAGGUACACCAUCACCACAAAUGUCAUCUUGUUUCUUGGUUCAAAUGAAGGAGGAUUCAAUCGAUGGUAUUUAUGACACUUUGAAACAAUGUGCACUCAUUUCAAAGAGUGCCGGUGGUAUUGGUAUUGCAGUUCAUAAGAUUCGUGCUGCUCAAAGUUAUAUUCGUGGUACCAAUGGUACAAGCAAUGGUUUGGUGCCAAUGCUUCGUGUUUUCAAUGAUACUGCUCGUUACGUCGAUCAAGGUGGUGGCAAGAGAAAGGGUGCCUUUGCCGUUUACUUGGAACCAUGGCACGCUGAUGUCUUUGAAUUUAUUGAUCUAAAGAAAAACACUGGUAAGGAAGAGAUGAGAGCUAGAGAUCUAUUCUAUGCUCUUUGGGUUAGUGAUAUUUUUAUGGAACGUGUCGAACAAAAUGGCGAUUGGGCCCUCUUUUGUCCAAAUGAAGCACCAGGUCUUGCUGAAACUCACUCAGAGGAACAUCGUGCUCUCUAUUUGAAAUACGAAGCAACACCUGACCUCCCAAGACGUGUCAUUAAAGCUCAAGAACUUUGGUUCGCCAUUAUGGAGUCUCAAGUUGAAACUGGUACUCCAUUCAUUUUGUACAAGGAUGCCUGUAAUGCUAAAUCCAAUCAAAAGAAUUUAGGUACCAUUAGUAGUAGUAAUCUUUGUACCGAGAUCAUUCAAUACACAUCACCAGAUGAAAUCGCCGUUUGUAAUCUUGCCUCUAUAGCACUUCCAAAGUUUGUUCGUCAAAAAGUAGGCUCAACCGAUCCAAAAGAAAAAGAGUUUGACCAUCAAUUCCUAUUUGAAAUCACAAAGUUAAUAACCGUCAAUCUUAACGUUAUCAUCGAUCGUAACUAUUAUCCAGUGGCUGAGGCUAAAACUUCAAAUCUUAGACAUCGUCCAAUUGGUAUUGGUAUUCAAGGUUUGGCCGAUGUUUUCAUUAAAAUGCGUAUGCCUUUCGAUAGUGUUGCCGCCGCUAAAUUAAAUGUUGAAAUCGCCGAAACCAUUUACUUUGCCGCUUUGACUGCCUCUCAUGAAUUGGCGAUCCGUGAUGGUACCUAUGAAUCUUUCAAAGGUUCACCAGCUUCCAAAGGUAUCCUCCAAUUUGAUAUGUGGAAUGUUACACCAAGUUCUCGUUGGAAUUGGGCAGAGCUAAAGGAUAACAUUGUCAAUAAGGGUGGUUUACGUAAUUCACUCCUCAUUGCACCAAUGCCAACCGCUUCAACAAGUCAAAUCCUUGGUAACAAUGAAUGCUUUGAACCUUACACUUCCAACAUUUACAGUCGUCGUGUUUUAGCAGGUGAAUUCACAAUUGUCAACAAACAAUUACUCGAAGAUCUCAUGGAAUUGGGCAUUUGGUCACCAGAGAUGAAGAAUCAAAUCGUUGCUGCACGUGGUUCCAUUCAAUCCAUCGGUGGCAUCCCUGAUGAUUUGAAAGAACUCUAUAAAACAGUUUGGGAAAUCCGUCAAAGAACUCUCAUCGAUAUGGCUGCUGAUCGUGGUGCUUUCAUCGAUCAAAGUCAAAGUUUCAAUGUUUUCAUUGCUGAACCAACCUUUGCUAAACUCACCUCAAUGCAUUUCUACUCAUGGAAGAAAGGUUUAAAGACUGGUAUGUACUAUCUUCGUACUCGUCCUGCCGCUGAUGCAAUUCAAUUCACUGUUGAUCCAAUCGUAUCUCAAACUCCAAAACCAGUUGAAAAUAAUAUAAACUCAACUACACCACUUAAAACUCCAACUAAAACUCCAAACUCUUCAAAUCGUAUCUCUACUAGUCCAACUAAUAAUUUAACAAGUCCAAUUCGUUUUAAUAUAACCCAACAACAACAACAACAACAACAACAACAACAACAACAAAAUAAUAAUGAAGAUGAUUUGGCUAAUUAUGAUGGUAUGACUUGUCGUCGUGAAGAAGGUUGUUUAGUUUGUGGUAGUUAA